Messenger RNA from Oncorhynchus tshawytscha (Chinook salmon), 1319 nucleotides. Its product is annotated as ubiquitin carboxyl-terminal hydrolase 47-like. The record is from RefSeq and is a predicted model, not a curated record. NCBI's taxonomy places the organism in Eukaryota, Metazoa, Chordata, Actinopteri, Salmoniformes, Salmonidae. Gene Ontology annotation, biological process: protein deubiquitination. Gene Ontology annotation, cellular component: nucleus; cytosol. Gene Ontology annotation, molecular function: cysteine-type deubiquitinase activity; cysteine-type endopeptidase activity. The coding region runs from base 238 to 1161 and encodes 307 amino acids. The transcript has 9 exons.
CUGAAAUCUCGGGAAACUGAAGGCUGUCCAUUUCCUCCCCAUUGAUAGCUGUGUGUUUGUGCUUAGGUGGUGUAACAGAAACUAUCCUAUAUCAUUUUCAUACAAGUUUUUAUUAGUUUCAGUUUAGUUCUACAGACCCUCGGUUUGAAAAAACACAAAUUAUGUUUUUGUUCACCGUCGUAAAGUUUUCCCGUUGACAUCGAGCUCGGGUAGAUGCCUGUAUAAAUUGUCGCACAAAUGGAAAUGGUGCCCAGCGAAGAGAACCAGCUCGUACCGAAAGAGGCUAUGUUUUGGAGUUGCAGGCAGAGUAUUUUCGAUGAGAUGAAGAAGAGGUUUUCUCAGAUAGAGAAUGCGGCGGAGGAGCCCAGAGUGCUGUGCAUAGUCCAGGACACUACCAGUGCUAAGACAGUCAACGAGAGGCUCACCCUCAACUUGCCAGCCUCCACCACCCUUCCCAAACUCUUCGAGGAUGUGGCCCACAAGGCGGGCUAUGUGAACGGCACCUUUGACCUGGCAUGGCGCAAGACAGGGGACAUGGGUUCGCUGGAUCCCAGCAGUGAGAUGUCCCUCACUGAGUUCGGGUUUGAGCCCGGGAAGAGGAACUUCCUCCAACUCACAGACAAGGACGGAGAACAGCCUCAGAUUGCAUCGGAUGAGUCGGGGACAGCGGGCAGCAGCGGUCUGGAUGACAGCUCCCAGGAGCGCUUCAUCGGCCCUCUACCCAGAGACUGCACGGUGGGCUGCAGCAGUGACUACAGCAGCCCCAGCUACUCCUACUCCUCCAUCCUCAACAAGUCUGACACAGGAUAUGUGGGUUUGGUUAAUCAGGCCAUGACCUGCUAUUUGAACAGCCUUCUACAAACACUGUUUAUGACCCCGGAGUUCAGAAAUGCACUGUACAACUGGGAGUUUGAGGAGUCGGAGGAAGACCCGGUUACCAGCAUCCCUUACCAGCUACAGAGGCUGUUUUUGCUGCUGCAGACCAGUAAGAAGAGGGCCAUCGAGACCACCGACGUGACCCGCAGCUUCGGCUGGGACAGCAGCGAAGCCUGGCAGCAGCAUGACGUCCAGGAGCUGUGUAGGGUCAUGUUUGAUGCCUUGGAGCAGAAAUGGAAGCAGACAGAGCAGCAGCAGUUUUCUCCACUUACGGUACUUAUUUGAACUUCUAUUAUUGUCUUCAACUGUUUGUUUGAUUUUAUUUGUCAUUUAAAAAAUUACAUGUACACAUUACAUGCAUACAGAAAACAUGAACGGGAUUGCACAAUAAAUUCAGAUUUAUUUCUGCUGUGGUCCCUAUUCUUUUGGGUUGUUGACAUACA